GAAGUCGAGCGUCAGAAAGCGGAAGUGCAGAGUUCCGGUGUCCUUGUGCAGCAGAAGAUGUUCAGACACGUUCUUGCUUUGCGGCAGGUGGCCCGGCGGAGCUUCACCAGCUCCACCCGCCGGGAGCUGAAGAACUCCGUCCCCGAGAAGCAGAAGAUGUUUCAGGAGGACAACGGGCUGCCCAUUCAUCUAAAAGGAGGAACCAGUGACGCUCUCCUGUACAGAGCCACCAUGACACUCACUGUGUUGGGAACCGGGCUCGUCCUGUACGAGCUGUAUAAGGCCGCCGUCCCUCAGAAGAAGUAGUGACUCAGCUGUUUGUCUUCAGGUCCAACAACCGGCCUGUCGCUCUAUAUUGUAUUUAAAAAUGUAAAAAACAACAAAAGCAAAAAAAGAUGCUCCUCCUCAUGUGUGGGGCCACAUGUUUCCAGGUGUGGUGGGAUAUUGUUUCAUGUUCAUGGGAUCAAUAUUUAUUUCUUGUACUCUCUCUCUGAUGACUUGGGGAUCAAUAAAAAACUUCUCAUGACCAAAA
This is a messenger RNA of Limanda limanda (common dab), 532 nucleotides long. Its product is annotated as cytochrome c oxidase subunit 7A2, mitochondrial. The record is from RefSeq and is a predicted model, not a curated record. NCBI's taxonomy places the organism in Eukaryota, Metazoa, Chordata, Actinopteri, Pleuronectiformes, Pleuronectidae. The transcript has 4 exons. Bases 58 to 306 code for a protein of 82 amino acids. Gene Ontology annotation, biological process: mitochondrial respirasome assembly; regulation of oxidative phosphorylation; mitochondrial electron transport, cytochrome c to oxygen.